This is a messenger RNA of Dovyalis caffra, 285 nucleotides long. The record is from the annotation of a GenBank genome assembly. Lineage: Eukaryota; Viridiplantae; Streptophyta; Magnoliopsida; Malpighiales; Salicaceae.
AUGUGGUGGGAGAUACUGAAAAUGCAAUUGGAUCAGCUUAUCCAGAAUACUUCUUAUUCCAGAGAUAGUAAUGCAUGUAUACAGCCAUUUGAUCUAGAUGUACUCAGAGAGGCCUGCCAACUGAAGGAAACCACUCUUAUAGGUUUGCCUUCUGCAGAGAAGGGGACUCCUAUCGUAGCUGGGAAAUCGAAAAGCGAGUCCAAGGAGAAGGAUAGGAAGCAUAAAAGACACAAAGAUAGAGAUAAGGAGAAGGAUAAACAGCAUAAGAAGCAAAAACCAUCAUAA